Messenger RNA from Epinephelus moara (kelp grouper), 1453 nucleotides. It is a transcript of the gene lamp3, whose product is annotated as lysosome-associated membrane glycoprotein 3. Lineage: Eukaryota; Metazoa; Chordata; Actinopteri; Perciformes; Serranidae. The transcript is spliced from 7 exons. The record is from RefSeq and is a predicted model, not a curated record. Gene Ontology annotation, cellular component: membrane. The coding region runs from base 74 to 844 and encodes 256 amino acids.
CCACAGCUGCAGAACUCCCACUGCACUCAGCAUCUUUUUCUGUAGCAUUAUUCUUUUCUUUUCUUUAUUAAACAUGACGUUAAUAGGUAACACAGGUGGAUGGUCUCUUAUCUUCCUGGCUGCUGUUAUUCCAGGUGUCCACCUCCAGAAAGGCGACAGCUCCAUCCAGCCUGCCUCAGACUCUGGGCUGCCCUCUGAGGCUCACAUCUACCAGCCGGUGUUUCAGCCCUCUGAGGCCUUUCCUCCAAAAGGGACCUACAUGCUGAAAAACCAUGAUGGGAAAACCUGCAUUAAAGCCACCAUGGGAGCAGAGUACAUUGUCAUCGAAAAGAAGAAGACGUGGUAUUUCAACCUGGAUCCCUCCAGGGUCAGGAUCAGCGGUAACUGUGGCAAAGAAGCUGUUGAUCUCUCUCUCACGCUGCCAGACCAUGCUGCCAGUCUGCAGUUCACCUUCACAAAGGAAAAUAAUUUUUCCUACGUCUCCAAGCUGACUGCUCAGGUGUCUCCUCUGCCUGUCUGUCCAGGAUGUGCCAAUAAGACCUACUCGGGUUCGUCAGCCCAUGACAAGCUCUUCACUGCAGCUAUUGGACAGAGCUUUAAGUGCAAAUCUGAGAAUCUGAUUUUGAUGUCGUCGGAGCUGAAGAUCAAGCUGGUUCCUCUGCAGAUACAGGCCUUCACUCUGCCAGAAGGACAGUAUGGAGAAGAGAUGGAGUGUUGGGCUGACUUUAACAAGCGAGUUAUUCCCAUCAUUGUCGGGGCCAUAGUGGCGGGUUUCCUUCUGACCCCUGUGCUGAUCUUCCUGUUCAUCAAAGACCGUCGCAGAGAAGGAUACGACAGGCUGUGAGCUUGUUGUGAAACUGGACAGAGAUUUAUGUCACCUCAAAUAAUAUUUCAUUCUCGGUUACUGUUAUAUAAAGUUCUCAAAAUUGCUCCUUGAAUUCUUCUAGUAAUAAGAAAGAUGUCUGACAUGCCUAAGUAUAAAUGCAAACAAUGUUGUUACAUAUAUUUGACUAUUCUUUAUUUGAUUUUCAAAAGUAAUUGUUUUCUGUCUUCAUUUGUGUUGUAUCUGAUAUUUUUGCUUUUAAUUUCAGUCUCAUUCUGCUGUCAAUGAAAGGUUUUGUUCACUUCUGACUUUUAAAAUACUCCCUUGAUUUGUUGCCUAUUCAACAAUUACUUAAUAAAAGAGGAAUGGGCUGAAAAAAAGCUAUAUUGCCCUUACAGUAAAUACACUAGCAAUAUAUAGGAACCAGACUAAUUGUAUAAUGUGAUUUAUUAUAAUAUGUGACUCUUGAACUUAAAUUACAGAGUACUGCAAAAUUGAGUGUUGCAGCUUCACUGUUCUUUAUCAGUGAGGUUUGGUUGGCUAAAGUGAUCAAUUAAUACCAUUAUAUCUGUAAUAGUCAAAAAGGGUUUAAUUUUUUAUAUCUGCAAAGGUAAUACAGUGCAUAACUCA